AUGAUUGCCUCAACUGACGUAGCUCUUCCAAUAACCGAUGAUGGAGAGUCCAAACAUGGCACCGUCAAGCUGAAGAAAGAAAUUGGCAUGCUUCAAGCUGUCAGUAUCAUUUUCGGUAUUAUUGUUGGAUCUGGUAUCUUUGUGUCUCCAGUGGGUGUUCUUCGCCAGACCAACUCAGUUGGUCUGUCCCUUAUCAUGUGGAUUGUUCCAGGACUUUUCAGCUAUCUGGGUGCUCUAGUUUAUGCUGAAUUGGGUGUUCGAAUUCAAAAGUCUGGCGGUGAAUAUGCCUACAUUCUGGAGGCAUUUGGUGGUCUUCCAGCUUUUAUCGUGAUGUGGAUAAACUUCGUGAUCAUCGGUAGUGUCAGCUGCGCUGCUAACUCUCUAGCUUUUGCUGAGUAUAUAUUGCAACCGCUGUAUCCUAACUGUCCUAUCCCCACUCAUAUCAUUUCCAUGGUCGCUAUCUGCGGUCUGAUGCUUAUCUGUGCGAUUAACUGCUACAAGGUGAGCUGGGCGGCUAAAGUAGCGGUUGUCUUCUCCUUUGGGAAAAUAGUCGCCUUACUUCUGAUUAUUUGCUUCGGAAUGUAUAAUCUAUUCAAGGGUCACACGGAAAGUUUUCACAACGCCUUUGAGGGCUCGAAUUAUUCACCUGGCUACUUGGCAUUGGCAUUUUACCAGGGCUUCUGGGCAUUUUCUGGAUGGCAAGUCUGGAACUAUCUGAAUUUCUUAGUGGAAGAGAUGCGAAACCCUGGAAGAGACUUGCCACGGGCAAUCGGCCUUGGAUUAUUCCUCGUCACCCUUCUCUAUAUGCUCACGAAUGUUGCCUACCUGGCAGUGCUCAGUCCACAUGAAAUGCUAGAGGCUGCAGCUGGAUCAUCGGCCAUUGCUGUGGUCUUUGCUCAACGUGCGAUGCCCUGGUUGACAGCCAUCAUGCCUCUCUUUGUCGGAGCUUCUGUCUUCGGUAGUAUAAAUGGUGAAACAAUGGGUGUGUCUAGAUUGACAUAUACCGGUGCUCGAGAGGGACACAUGCCUGCUCUUCUUGCAAUGCUGCACUAUCGCAAUCUCACUCCUAUUCCAGCAGUACUUGUUUUGUUGUUUCUAGCCAUAGGAUUCCAGUUCUAUAGUGACCUCUUUGCACUAAUCGAAUUGGCCGGUUUCGCCUUCUCAUUCAUUGCAGCCUUGGCCACUUGCUCUCUAAUCUACAUGCGUUACAAGGAGCCCCAUGUUAGAACCUCAUUUCGGCUGCCAAUUUUCUUGCCAAUCGUCUUCCUUCUUGCCGACUUGUUCAUUUUGGCCCUGACAAUAUAUCAGCAGCCACGUGAAUCUCUCUACAACGUGAUAAUUAUGUUGGCGGCAAUUCCAAUCUAUUGGUUUGGCGUUUCGUGGAAAAACAAACCAGUCUCCUUCCAAAGGACAGUCAACAAAGUUACGGUACUUGGCCAGAAAACCUUCUCAUGUGUGCCAGUCGAGGAUGAAUCCCAAUUGGAUGGUGUACCACUCGAAUCUAGAGAUGAAGAUUGA
Molecule: messenger RNA, 1518 nt
Organism: Rodentolepis nana
Lineage: Eukaryota; Metazoa; Platyhelminthes; Cestoda; Cyclophyllidea; Hymenolepididae
Source: the annotation of a GenBank genome assembly